Messenger RNA from Postia placenta MAD-698-R-SB12, 1614 nucleotides. RefSeq lists its product as hypothetical. The coding region runs from base 1 to 1614 and encodes 537 amino acids. The transcript is spliced from 11 exons. The record is from RefSeq and is a predicted model, not a curated record. NCBI's taxonomy places the organism in Eukaryota, Fungi, Basidiomycota, Agaricomycetes, Polyporales, Adustoporiaceae. Gene Ontology annotation, molecular function: DNA binding; DNA-directed DNA polymerase activity. Gene Ontology annotation, biological process: double-strand break repair via nonhomologous end joining. Gene Ontology annotation, cellular component: nucleus.
AUGCCAUUCAAGAGACCCGCGCCUUAUCCCCACAGAGAAUCAAGCUCCCAAUCACAUUCCGAAUCAUCCACUCCGUACUUGCCGCCCUCAAAGCACGCACGUAUUUCCACAUCUGCCAAUUCACUUGCUCGUGUGAAGUUAUACAUCGUCCAAGCCAAAUUUGAUUCGUCAACUCUUUCGGAGCUGUUCCUACUUGCGGAGAAGCAUGCCGGACGUCUCUGUCGUGAUGCAAAAGACGCCGAUGUGAUUGUGACUGCAAUCAGCAUGCGAAGACGAUUCGAGAGACAUAUACCGUGGGAGCUGGCGAAAGCGAAAGCCGUUGUAAAUCCGCAAUGGUUGCGAGAAUCGGCCAAGGCAGGGAAACCACUGCCAUGCGGCGACUACGCAGCACUACAAGACUUGCGAACGCCAAACACUCAGAUCGACAUCCCUUCUAAUCUGCUUCCGCCCGAUCCUUCAUUUCCAACUGACAUUGCAAAGCUCGAUUACGCUUCCCGCUACGCCUGCCAGCGUCCGUCUCCACUGGUGUGCCCGAAUCAAUCAUUGGCCAAAGAGUUGGACAUCAUGCGGCGCUCCCGCGCACUCGAGGGUGAGGAACGAAGCGCGCUCAGCUACGCGCGGGCAAUUUCUGUGAUCAAAGGCGCGCAUAAUUCGCGCAUAUAUGGGGCGUAUCCACACCGCAUCACGUCCGCACACCAGGUUUCCAAGCUGCCUUGUAUAGGGACUAAGAUCGAGGCCUCCGUCAUGGCGUACACGGCUGACCGUCGCUCACAAACAGAGACCAUUUUGAAGUCCGAACGCUUCCAGGCGUUGUCCCUCUUUUCCUCGAUCUACGGAAUUGGCCCGACUACGGCGCGGAAGCUGUGUUCCCUCGGCCUUCGUUCGCUGGACGACCUGGAGAUAUACUACGGUGUGGAACGUGCCUCCCAACGGCCCAGCCUCGCGCAGGGUGGUGACAUUGUCGAGAGCAACGAGGGACUAGGCGAUAGCUGGAUUAGGAUCGCGCUAGAGCUGAGAGAAGACCUUGCCAUACAGAUACCCCGCGCCGAGGUGGAGGAAAUGAGUCGCGUGGUUAUGGACGAGCUCGACGAGUUGGAGCCAGGGUGUGUGAGCACAAUCGUGGGCGGAUACAGGAGGGGAAAGUCGGAGAGCAGCGACGUCGAUAUUGUCUUCACGCAUCCCGACGCAGAGCGCGUCAAGGGCCUCUGCAGGCGUUUGGUGAGAAGACUUCAUGAACACGGUAUGUACAACCUCUCGGGAUUCCAUGGUCACAAUCCACUGCGGAAUACUCACUGGGACUCCCUCGAGAAAGCAUUGACUGUUUUCACAUUACCGAAGUCUUCGUCCUUACACAACGGCAUCCGACGACGCCUCGACCUCAUAUUCGCUCCUCCAGAAGUCUACUGGACUGCAGUCAUAGGCUGGACUGGCUCUAUAAUGUUCCAAAGGGAUAUUAGACAGUGGUCAAAGGACAAACUAGCGAUGAAAUUCGAUAGCUCCGGAAUAACUCGAAGAUACGACUCUAAGGCAUUUUAUCCAAAAACAGAGAAAGAAGUCUUCGAUUUGUUACGGCUUGAGUGGAUUGAUCCGAUGUGGCGUAACGCAGACGUUUGA